UGACGUCACUGCAUCACGCUGAGAGCGGAGCUGAUGCUGAGGAGCAAAUAUAGGACGAGAGGAGGAGGAGAGGCAGCACAGUGUUUAUGCAGCCUGUGUGUUUGCUGUGAGCAGCGGAGCAGAAACCAAGGUCAUUCAGGAUCAGAGGGCGACGCAGGGACCCAGUCACUGGAGGAUGAAGGGGCCCGGAGCGUGACGAGGCUGCGUCUGCCUCAUCCUCCCUCCUCACCCGCUGCUCAUUCUGCCUCACCCCCCGCCUCCCUUCACCACCAGCAGCUCCUCCUAUUCCAUCAGCUGCAAGCAUGGACGGACUCCGGCUGCCGCCCGUCAUAGAGGAGGUCCUGGACCCAUCCGACGAGCUGUGUGAGCUGAAGGUGGAGAAGCCCAUCAUGCUGGGAGACGCUCUGACGGACAAGGAGAGGGAGUCUCUGGAGGAAACCUACGAGGAGGAGGAGGAGAAGGAGGUGAAGGAGGAGAAGCAGGGUGAUGGAGGUGAAGAAGAGGUGGAGGAGCUGAGAGCCCAUGUGGUGCAGCUGCUGCUGGAGCUGGAGGAGACCAGAGAAGUUUCCCAGAGGCAUGAGGAGAGCUUCUUGGAGCUGCAGGGUCUGCUGGAAGACGAGCGAAUGGCCAGCACCAACCAGGCCGAGAGUUUCACCAGACAGAUCCAGAAGCUGCAGGCCCAGCUCCGCUCCGUGCAGGAGGAGAUGGACAGUCUGGAGGAGGAGAAGGAGAGCGAGCUGGCAGAGGCACAGGAGGAGCUCCGCUCGGCUCAGGAGGAGGUUCUGGUUCUGCAGCAGGCGGCUGAGGAGGCGGCCGCAGAGAGGGAGAACGACAUCGCCUCCCUGCAGGAGGAGCUUUGUCGGCUGAGGGCAGAGCUGCAGCGUCUCCAGGCCACGGCACAGGAGUACGAGCUGGAGAUCACCACGCUGAGAGCCGAGAUCAGCAUGAAGAGCCUCGGACACGGUGACGUGAGUCAGCUGAGGGACGAGCUCGUCUGUCUCACAGAAGAGCGUCAGUCUCUGAGCAGCAGCAACAAGGAGCUGAGCAACAAAGUGGAGCAGCAGCAGCGAGACGUGUGUGAGGACGUCUACCUGGCAGUCAGAGCUGAGGGCCACACGGAGCGAGAGCCCGACCCGUACAUCACUCUGUCCCAGGACCUGGACCCGUCUUCCGUGCAGGAGCUCCAUGGGCUCAAAGUUCAACUGAGAGAAGCUGAGGAAAUGGCUCGGAGAGUUCAGAGAGAGUGCGACAGCCUGAAGGACGAGCUGGCUGAGCUGCAGCAGCUCUACGACAGCAGCCAGAGGGAGCGGACGGUGCUGGAGCAGGAGCUGCAGCGCUGCAAGGCCGAGCUGCACAGAGUGCUGGGCAGGAAGUCACAGAAAUGCACACCUCCGUCUGAGCCCCCUGUUAUCUCCAUCCCCUUCAUAGGAAUGAUUGUAAUAGUGGCCUUGGUUUGGUGCUGGUGGGAGGAGCUGGCGUCCUAGAGAGGACCAGACGGAGGCUGAAGGCUGGAACCUGGUGGUGGCAGCGGUCGCCGUGGCAGCCAUCGUAGUUCUGGUCGUCCCCAGCUUCACCAGGGCCUGAGGACCACCGGAGGCUCAGCACUGUGGGACUGCGGCCACCCCAUCCGGCGCUGCCGUCAUGCAUGUUGCUGUCCUGAUGUUUGCUUGUUGCAUCGCACCACCAGAACGUAGAGGCUACAGAUGCCAGCGAGCGCUAGAGGAAGAAGCAAUAAGUUGAACUGACCGUCUUCACAGAGAUGUUGAAGUCUUCCUGCAGCUUGUGGUUGUACAGUAAGUGAGCAGCUAGAGAGGUACUGUAAACAGUCCUAUCAGAAGAAACAACUCAAUCAGUUUUAAUGGUUUUGUUUCCCAGAGCCAGCAGAGUCAGCUGUUUAUCAGUAUAAUUAUUAUAGAGUAAAAGUCCUCACUGUGUUAUUCAAAGUGUCACCGAGUGUGACACAAAACAUCAGUAACCACCACAACAAUAAAUCCUUCAGACUUUGAGUUAAUCAGUUCUUAACAUGUUAGGAUGAAAAUAUCUUAUUCCGACUUGUUUCUUAGUGAUCCAGAGUCUAAUUGUUUGCCUCGUUUUCCCCAAAGUAAAGGAACAUCUGAUGCUCAGUGUUCCAGUGAUGACACAACAGAUGGUAGCAGAUGUUUUAAGCACAUAACUGUGGUGUUUCACUAUUGCUUGAUGCUGUCAUGAUCUUAUUGUGUUUGCCUAGCAAUGAUCAUCAAUGCUAAUUAUUUAUCACAUUCUGUAGCAUGAUGGAAAACAAUUGUAAUCUAAACAUAAUGUAAAGAUGUUUAAUGAUGCAGUGAAACAUUCAUCAUCAUUAAUUUUUGAGAGUGUUUGUGUUGACGGGCAUCACUGUGCUGCUUUUAAGCUCUUCUUGUGCAACAGCUUUUUUGAACCUCAACAGUCUUAAUGAAAUUUGAACGAGGACCAAGAAUAAAGCCUUGUGGGACACCAUCCGUCAAGUACAGCAGCAACUGGAGCCACAAAAUGUACAGUGUUCGUUUGAACUCAGACUUUCUGUCCCCAUGAGAACAAACUGAGCCAAAUACUGCAGCUGAAGCACAAACAGUUAACCAGAUGUUCCAAUAGACCGACACGUCUGUGCAGCUCGGAAUCAGGUAUUUAAAAGUGUCUUUGUUGUUGGUUGUGGUUGUAAUGAACAGUUUGAUUACAUCAUAAAUCACAGUAAACUACAGAGACAAUAACCAAGAAAAUCCUCUGUCUAAAUCUGAAUGUGUGUGAAAAACAAUGUGAUCAGGUAUGAACUGAAAAUGAGACGUGUGGCCUGACCUCAACAGUCUGACCUGACCUCAGAUGUCGUAGCAGAGCUUCGCCUGUAGUGUUAAUAUACCAUCGUAUAAAUAUUAAUAAACAGUCCUGUAUAGCUGGAAAUGAAAAAGCAUGACUCACUACAAGCUUUGCAUGACGGGUACCCUUGUGUUUUCUUUGGUUAGAUUCUUAGUUAAAACCACUUCUUAUGUAAGUCAGCACUGUUGGAGGGUGAAUUAUGAUACUGGAACCAGAUGAUCAGACCAAGAAAAUUUCAGAUUUCCUAAUUUUUCACUUAAAGUUCUGUAACAUUGUCUCAUACAUAUGUAAUAGGAAGCCAGAUAUCUGGCUCAUGUGUCUCAGUGAUUCAGAUUUUAUAGUUGUAAUGUCCAUUUACCAGUGAUUGGGUGAUUUUGACAUAUUCAACCGUACAGUAAAUGUAAUGUGUUUAAUGUGUUAAAAGUAUGUUUGUCUUCGGUUGUUUUACGUCGUACGUUUGUCUUUGGUUGUUUUACAUCAUCCAGUCCAAUUCUGUGCUGCUUCCAAAAAUCUGAGCUUUUCCUGACUUUGCUUUUCAUUGUGACUUGCAUCUAUUAACACAGGAAGCAUCAGUGGAACAUGAGCUGAUAAAGUGUUUCUGUUGAAGUAGCAAGUCCUUACUUUUAAUUACCACCAGUAAGUAAAGUUCAACAAUGUAGCAACUGGACAUUUUUGCGUGAUUGUGUGAUGUGCUGGUACCAACAGAGAAACCUUGAUUUAGUGAAUGAUCGACACACAAAGCUUUUGUUUUACCAACUGAACUGUAAAGGUUGUAACUGGUGACUGAAGCUCAUCAGUCGCAGACUCUUUGCUAGCUGAGAUGGGUCCAUUCUUCCUUUGGCUACUUCAGUCCAACAAAACUCAAGUCUUCCCCAGAGUCACGUUUAGCCUAACGUAGCACAGUGACUGGAACAGGAGCUUCAUGCUGUGGUUGCGGCUGGCUAACAUUAGGCUAGCUUUAGCUAUUAAGCCAGGGGUGUCAAACUCAAACCCCUGCUGCAGCCUCUCCAUCACUCCCUGCUCCACCUCCUACUGAUCACCUCCAUCAGGUGUGUUCAGUCAAUCAACAGCCAGCUGGAUAAUCCAUCUGAAACCUGAUCAAUGUGAUCAGCAGAGAAAGUUUGAGAACCAGCAGGAUACCGGCCCUCAAGCACCAGUUUUAAUCCUGUGCAUUAGGCUAACAUUAAGCUAACAUUGAGCUAGCGGCCUGUGGCUACACAAAGUUUAGUUUGGUUUAUCACAGAGCUAAUUGUAGCACGUUGCUCCAGAUUAGCCUUUCGCUACGUUAGCAUGUCUCUACUUACUGCACCGUGUUUGUCUGGUUGUAUUCUUAUGUGAUGACUUUGUACAUUUUGUAAAUGUUCUCACCAAUAAAAGCAGUUGAUCUUG
Molecule: messenger RNA, 4218 nt
Organism: Betta splendens (Siamese fighting fish)
Lineage: Eukaryota; Metazoa; Chordata; Actinopteri; Anabantiformes; Osphronemidae
Product: coiled-coil domain-containing protein 136-like
Exons: 10
Coding region: 303-1484 (393 amino acids)
Biological process (GO): acrosome assembly; single fertilization
Cellular component (GO): acrosomal membrane
Source: RefSeq, a predicted model, not a curated record